Molecule: messenger RNA, 1125 nt
Organism: Opisthorchis viverrini
Lineage: Eukaryota; Metazoa; Platyhelminthes; Trematoda; Opisthorchiida; Opisthorchiidae
Exons: 1
Coding region: 16-1125 (369 amino acids)
Source: RefSeq, a predicted model, not a curated record
UUGACAUCUGACAGCAUGGUCUCAAUCACAGAAGAACCGGAUUCAGAACGUACGGAUAUAUAUACGCCUCGGAGCAUUUUGAAAGAUAGCGAGACAGAAACCGAAUACCAAAUACGUACACGCUUCUUCAUGAAUCCUCAGACAGCUAAACUGCCAACCCGUGUUUAUCGCCGCUCAUUCAGACGACAGUUUAGUGAGCCGAGGUAUCGCCUAUCACAACUUCGUCAACUGGAAAGGUCUAACUUAUUGAAGUGUAAAGGAGAAGACGUCGGGACUCAGUUUUAUCUAGAAGAUAUCAAAUCCGAGAGUGCGGUCCAUGAACAGAGACGUGGCUCUGUAGAAUCAGCCGCAUUUCUGGGCGUGAGGGAACAAAAUACGGCCAGUCUUCUAGAAGGCAGAUUGAUAGCGGAAUUGCAGUCGGCUAUUGGACACUAUACCAUGCUUAGUACGAGUCUGAGUGAAUUAGACAAAACUGAAUUCAAUGUCAGGCUCCAGUCCCCUUCUGCCGCCGGUGAAUCCCAAGCGUGGACUUCAGGCGAUGCAUUUCGGCCAGCUACAUCGGACCGUGGCGAAUUGACAAAGAUAAUAAAAGCGAAAAAACCACUGAGAACCAACCGGCGUCAGCCACUGUCUCUCAGAAAACAAGCGAAUUCAGAAUACGGUCAAAUUAGUAUGAUGCGACUAAAUACCAAUCCGAGCUCACACGAUCCGGGAAAACCUAAUGUUCAAGGUUCUUGUGCACAACCGAAACCUGAUCGAUCAAGGAAGACAUGCAAUUAUCGACAGGGUAGAUCACCACUGUUCAACUUUGUGCCUAUUGAGACAGGUGUUAGACGACCCCAGAAGACAAACAAACGUUUAGAAACGCAGCUAGUACCACCUUUAGGGCGAAGGACUAGAGAGGAGAGGGUGAUAAGAAGGUUACAUCAUUUAUCAGCGGACGAUUUAUCGGAGCAGAGCUCCAAAGAAACCAACCGCUUCGCGAAGCCAACCAGAGUGAAUUUUCGUAAAAAUUCAGAUUCAGCAAGAAAGACAAUUUCACUGAAGACCUCCAAACCACAAAGUGCUCCGAAAGUUGCAUAUAGAAUAGGCCAGCAUAGAAGAUCCAAGUCAAGCGCAACUUAG